CCCGCUAGUAGGAUUAUCCUUUCAGCACGUGAAGAGCCCUUCAGAAGGUUUCAGGAACCCACAGCACGUGUCAAUUCUUUCUUGGGAAUCUAGUCUGUUUCACAAUUGAAGCGAUUCCAGAACGGCUAGGCAGUGGUGACGGGAACACCCGCUAUUGUCCACGGGCUGUACUACCACGUGAAUCUUUCCGGCACAGUGCAGGCUUUAUCCGGCAGCACUCUAGAUAUGUGGAGCGCUCCUCCAGCUUGCAAGCCGAAUUCUGAGUUGCUCUGCUGAGAGCUUGGCCUUCCUUCUUCUUUCCAUACAGUCCCACUGCAGCAGUAGCCUCAACUGCUUUCAACAACCACGCGUCUCUGACAUAACAGGCCAUGUCCGACAUCAUGUCCAAAUUCUCUCCAUCGAGUGAAGUUCCAAUGUCCCAGGAUAUACAAGCUCAUUAUGUCCGUACGCAGGAGUACACCUCUGCUCCGAAAUACCCUCCCUCGGUUGGUAUGAGCCCAGCAUUAGGCUACUUCGGCUCCGGGCAAUUCGGGGACGACGACGACACGGUGGUGGUCGACAAGAAGGCCUUCAGCCGGGAAACACACCAAUUUGCCGAUGGUGACUUUGUCUGCCCAGGAUUUUUCAACCUCGCGUAUCUCGACGGGUUCACGCGUCGCUUCAACCACUCACAAUGGAGCUACGAGAUGCGCCGUGAGGCUCAGCCCAUUCUUCCAUUCUUGUCGCUGGGCCCAUUUUCAUGUGUCCGGGACCUUGAGUUUCUCCGCAGUCAGGGCUUUACUCUCCUUUUAGCGAUUCGCAAUCGCCAAUCUGCUCAUGCACGACUCUUGUCUGCAGACAAGGCCGCCACUCAACUCGGCAUCAAGGCUGAUACCAUCGACGUCCUUGAUAACCAAGAGUUGAUUUCCGCAUUUCCUCGGGCCAUCCGCCGUAUCAAUGAUCAUCUCGCUGGAAUGGACGACAACAGCGAUUCCCACUUGAGCUCCCCAAUGGCCGAGGACUCGUUGCGCAAGAGGAAGGUCCUGGUCUUCUGUGAAUCGGGAAAUGAACGCUCGGCUGGUGUGGUCAUUGCUUACAUCAUGGUCAUGCUUAACCUGGACGCUGUUCGUGCCACGCAUACAGUUCAGCAGCACCGAUUCUGUGUCUCCAUUGAAGAUCCCAUGAAACGCAUUCUUGCAGCCUUCGAGUCUAUCCUGAUGGCUAAACGUGACGUCGAAAAUGCCAAGCGUGCCAACAUCCAAAGUGGAGCUACGACUCUGGCACCUCCUCCCGUCCCGCCUGUGCUCCUAGCAAAGAAACGAAACUUUGCGGAUCGACAGGAGAACGAUAUCGAUAUGGCCGAUAGUGAUAUGGAAAUCGACAGCGAGGGCCAUUCAUCCCUGGAUCGAAUGCCGCGGGCACCCUUCCAGGAUCGAGUAGCUUAGAUCAAAGCUCACUUGCUUGCUGAAAGAAGAGCGAAUAUUCUGUUCCCACAACUCGACGGUUCUUAUUAUGUCCGACAAACCUAAGGUGGAUAGAACGGGCAUAACACGUCUACAUCAUAGCUUGCAAUGUGGGAGAUCUGUUUUAAUAUGGUUAUGUGGUCGCUUUGUCGACUUCUUUUCGUUUUAGAGAGCAAGGGUCAGUUUAUCUAUGGCUUUAGUCGUCGUCGACGGGAAUACCCAUUUGGUAGAUGGUUCAUAUUUAUUACUGGCUAAUAUUCAGAUAUCCAACAAAUUCGUCAGUCUUGAUCUACACUUGCCAUGUCAGUCA
Molecule: messenger RNA, 1752 nt
Organism: Penicillium brasilianum
Lineage: Eukaryota; Fungi; Ascomycota; Eurotiomycetes; Eurotiales; Aspergillaceae
Source: the annotation of a GenBank genome assembly